Bufo gargarizans (Asiatic toad) is the source of this 6533-nucleotide messenger RNA. RefSeq names its product nuclear factor of activated T cells 2 (gene NFATC2). Gene Ontology annotation, cellular component: transcription regulator complex. The transcript is spliced from 11 exons. NCBI's taxonomy places the organism in Eukaryota, Metazoa, Chordata, Amphibia, Anura, Bufonidae. Gene Ontology annotation, biological process: calcineurin-NFAT signaling cascade; cytokine production; regulation of transcription by RNA polymerase II. Gene Ontology annotation, molecular function: DNA-binding transcription factor activity, RNA polymerase II-specific; transcription factor binding; RNA polymerase II cis-regulatory region sequence-specific DNA binding. Bases 327 to 3014 code for a protein of 895 amino acids. The record is from RefSeq and is a predicted model, not a curated record.
GAGCAGGAAGUUCAGUACUAGCUAUUUCUGUACUUCUGCCAAUUUCACACACUUGUGAUCUCUUGUCACCGAGCCGAACUGAACCGUGCCUGUCUUCCAGCCAGCCAUCACUUUUGGACACUUUGCCGGGAGCCUCUCCCAUCCUACUCCAAUCGUCUGUACCAGUGCCACAUUUUAAAGGCUCCUCCAAAUGAGCUCCAGGAUCAUCAAGGCUUUGUUUUUCCACGGAUUAAAAGUUGUUUAGGGAAUUCCGUAGAAGUUUUAAGAAGGGGAAUCCUCGGAUCCCUGGUCUUCUUGACAGCUGAGCUGUAAAAUACAUUAUAGAGAUGAGCUACACCGAUCGAGCCCCAGACCCUGACCUCUUGGCCAGUUGUCACCCUCAAGACAGCCUUGAAGAUGAAUUGGAUUUCAACAUCCUGUUUGACUAUGAGUGCCACAACUCUUUGGCAGAAGAAUCGACUCCUUCACAUAAAAUCAUCAGCCCAUCUUCUUCUGGAAUUGCGUACUCUCAUCACGAUGUCUCCGAUUAUGGGUCCAAACCUCUGGCUUAUCCUAGGUUAUCCUCAGAUCCCAUGGGCACAUAUGAACAGCACAUUAGUGUAGGGUCCAGGUACCACUUAGACCCUAAAAAUGCUACUGGGGCUCCAGCUCUAAGUCCAAGGAUUGAGAUCACUCCAUCUCAUGAACUGUUUCAUGCAGGUUCAAACCGCAGCAGAGAUUCAGAUACUUUGGUAGAACAUCAGCCAAACUUAGCUGCUACCUUGCAAGUCUAUGGUUAUGAUGGCUACAGAGAACCGCUUUGCUUGAGCCCUGCUAGUAGUGGGUCAUCAACAAGUUAUAUUUCAGAGACAAAUUUCUCUCCUUACACCUCACCUUGCGUUUCACCAAAUAAUGGUCCUAAUGAUGACCUGUGUCCACAGAUACAAAACUUCCCUCGUUAUUCUCCUAGAGCUUCUCCAAUAAUGUCUCCACGGGAAAGCAUCACAGAGGACACCUGCCUGGGACCACGUUCUCCAUCUCCUCGACCCAACUCACGGUCAUCAUCCCCAGGCUUCAAAAGAAGGUACCCUUGUGCUGAGUUCUACAAUAGCCAUCAAACCAGCGUUUCUCCACGACAGUCACGAACACCCUCUCCCCAGGCAUCACCUCGUGUUCAUCUGAGGGACGAUAACUCUUCACUGAGUUACAGUAACCCUUCAGCAUCUGCACAUCUUAUGGAAGACCUGAGCUUAUCUACCGAUCCUACAUGUGGUGUACCAACAAAAAUGUGGAAAAACAGCCCAGAUCGUUCCCCAGUGGCUCCUCAUAAGAGCAUUCCAUGUCACGUUUAUCAGCCUCCAGAAUAUCUUGGGCCUUACGAGCAUGAUGAGAGGAAGAAUUCUGAUCCUGGGUCAAUCCUACUUGUGCCACCGACCUGGCCAAAGCAAAUUUUGCCUGCAAUGCCCUACUACAGCAUCCCUGUUGCUUCACUGCCUCCCCUUGAGUGGCCUCUGACAAGUCAAGCUGGAUCGUAUGAGCUCCAGAUAGAAGUGCAGCCUAAACCACACCAUCGUGCCCACUAUGAAACAGAGGGUAGCCGUGGAGCGGUGAAAGCUACCACCGGAGGACACCCUAUUGUCCAGCUUCAUGGCUACAUGGAAAACAAGCCUUUGGGACUUCAGACCUUCAUUGGGACAGCAGAUGAACGGAUCCUGAAGCCACAUGCUUUCUACCAGGUCCACCGUAUUACAGGAAAAACUGUUACUACCACAAGUUAUGAAAAAAUCGUCGGCAACACCAAAGUCCUGGAGAUUCCUCUGGAGCCCAAGAACAAUAUGAGAGCAACAAUUGAUUGUGCUGGGAUACUCAAGCUAAAAAAUGCUGACAUUGAGCUGAGGAAAGGGGAGACUGACAUUGGGAGGAAGAACACUCGAGUGCGACUUGUCUUCAGAGUACACAUUCCAGAAGCCAGUGGGAGGAUUGUCUCUCUGCAGGCAGCAUCCAGCCCUAUAGAAUGCUCUCAACGAUCAGCUCAUGAACUCCCUCUAGUGGAGAGGCAGGAUAUUGACAGUUGUCUUGUAUAUGGAGGGCAGCAGAUGAUUCUCACUGGACAGAAUUUUACAGCUGAAUCGAAAGUUGUAUUCACAGAGAAGACACCUGAUGGCCAGCAAAUUUGGGAGACAGAAGCCACGGUGGAUAAGGACAAAAGUCAGCCUAACAUGCUGUUUGUGGAGGUGCCAGAAUAUCGCAAUAGGCAUAUUAACACUCCAGUGAAAGUGAAUUUCAAUGUUAUAAAUGGAAAACGAAAAAGAAGCCAGGCACAGCACUUCACCUACUUGCCAGUGCCUUCCAUUAAAACAGAACCUAUUGAUGAGUAUUCUUCCAUAGUUGGGAGCAGCGCACAUACUGGGCUAGGAACAGCACCACAAACCUUCUACUCCCAGCAUCCACUGAGCAGUGAUUCCCCUUCAUGCUUGGCCAACUUGGUCUCCUGUCAACAAGUACGUGCUGGCCUUCCAUCACCUGAUUCACGAUAUCCACAGCAGAGCCCAUCAGCAGCUGUGUACCAAAGAAGCAAAAGCCUUAGUCCCAGUCAACUAAGCUAUCACCAGCCCUCUCUGGUGGCCUCUCAGAUCACAAUUCCAGAUCCUCAUAGAUCAGUCCUUGUUCACACUAGCACUCCAGUCCAGUCUGCAGCCAACCCUCAGCCAUCUCCAGUUAUUCAUUAUUCUCCCACCAACCAUCAGAUGAGAUGUGGAAGCCACCAAGAGUUCCAGCACAUCAUGUGCUCUGACUUCACAUCCAGUCUUACACGACCAACACAGGCGCAAACAAUAAGUCCCACCAACUAUCCCACGGUAAUCCAGCAGCAGUCCAAUAGCCAGCGGUCUCCUAAGAGUGGUCCUCCAGCCACAGAACAGAAGGAAAUCUUACCGUCAGGAGUCACCGUUAAACAAGAGCAGAACCUGGAUCAGGCUUACCUGGACGAUGAACUGAUAGAUACAAACCUUAGCUGGAUACAAAACAUUAUAUGAGGCCGAGGUCAGUGGUCUCUGAGGCAAGAAUUGAAAGUAAAAGUUAAUGAAAUUAUCAGGAAGGAGUUUUCGAAGCUGCCUGCUAGAAAUCAAACAUAGAAGAGCGAGGCCGCCAGGACCUUUCUUACUGAACGCUUCCUUCCCUGACCUCCGCGAUCCUCCCGCCUCAUGCACCCCACCUUCUGUUUCCUCUCCGUCCACUGCAAGUUGCCGAUUCCAGCACCACAAACAAUAUCCUGGCACCGAGCUCCGCCGCUCUUCUGGAAACAUCAAAGCCAUAAGACUUAUUGUCCUGUCAUAAGACGUGUAUCCCAGGACUGAUGACGGGGGAGGUAUAUAGGAUGGUGAGAUGGGAAGAUGUGAGGAGAACAAUCACUCAAGGUGACAACUGUUAGUCGCAAGACAAAUGGCGCAUACAUAGUGUCCGCGACUGAAGUGGUGCAGUGCUCAGGAUGUUCUGAAGGACUUACAAGAGCGCACAACAAGUCUAAAUCCAACCCACACAGCCUAAGAGGAGGCCGCUGUGUGGAUCUCCUGCCAUAGAGGCCUACUGCUGGGGAGCCACACUGUGUGCAGUACAAUCUGCUUAUCUUACAUUACUCUCAGUCAUACUUAAGAGUGUAUUAGACAGCCCGAUUUAACAGGCAAUUGUCCGGAGGGAAGCGUUCCUUCCCGGUAAUCGUCUGUUCGCUAGUGGAGGAGAUCACUGCUAUUACAUGCAGCGAUCUCCUGCUUAGUAUGGGGAGGAGAGAUCAUUAUACCAUCACUCUUCCCUAUACUGAAUCACUGUUUGCUGGCAGGAGAUUGUGAUUAGACACCACGAUCUGCCGCCUGCAUACGAUAAUUUUUUACCCUGUAAAUCGGCGGCAGUACACUGUUAAGCUGCCAGAUGAUCGCUAACGAGUGUUCAUCGUAACGCUCAUUAGAGAUCAUCUGGCAGUAUAAUACUGCUGCUCCCUUUUUUUCAAAUUGCAGCAUGCUCUGUUUGUGGCUUUUUUAUUUUUUUAUUUCCAAGCAUGUUCCCGACAAAGACUUUAAUGUAGGAAAAAAAUGGUCUGGAAAAAAUGUGUGACCGCGCCCCCCCCCCCCCCCCCCCAAAAGAAAAAAAAACGCUUGAAUUUCAUGAUGUUUUUUACAAGACAAAAAGUAAGACAAAAACGUAGUGUGAGAGCCCCCUAAUACAGCCGCUUCUGUGUCUCGUCCCCUCAGUCUAAGGCCUCAUGCACACGACCGUAGUUAUGGUCCGCAUCCGAGCCGCAAUUUUUUCGUCUCGGAUGUGGUCCCUUUGACUUCAAUGGGGCCGCAAAAGGUGCGGACAGAACUCCGUGUGAGGUAUGCAUCCGUUGCUCCGUUCCGAGGCCCCCGGAAAAGAAAAUAUAGCAUGUCCUAUUCUUGUCUGUUUUGCGCCCAAGAAUAGGCAUGUCUACAAUGGGCCCGUUCCUUUCCGCAAAUUGCGGAAGGCACACGGGCGGCUUCUGUUUUUGGCGGAUCAGCGGUUUGAGGACUGCAAAAAAACGGCACGGUCGUGUGCAUGAGGCCUAACCAUAAUUCAUACGAUGCAUAAGAUAAUUAUAUUUUUAGCUAAAAUAAAUAUUAAAUACAUACAUUUCUAUUGUCCUUUGUAUAGAGGGUUUGUGUCAUUUAAAGCAGGGAUCCCGAAAAAGCCCGAGCCGGCAGCUGCACCGUUCCCUCCACUUCAAUGUACAGUUCCCGCUUACAGCCCCCCCCCCCCCCCAACACCCCUAAUCCGGGGCUGAAUGAUCCCUGCUUUAAAUGGUAAGUAGAGAUCUCCUCGAGAGCUCCCGACAGCAACUGUAAAUACUGAAUGCAGAAUAUGUUAUUUAUUGUGUCUAAUCAAAUGUUUAGAAUGAGGAAUUUAACUAAUUUGCUUGUUUUAUAGAUAUAUAUAUGAGCCGCCUUUGUAUAUUUCUGUGGUAUAUAAUGCUUUAAAAAAAAAGAUUAUCUGAUGUAUCCCAAGGAAGGUUGCAUUUGCCUGUAGCUGUGUGAGGAUACGUUCAUGCCGCAGUAAUUCACCGCAGCGGCCAGAUCUUACAUUGCGGUGAACCGGACAAGCUGACCGUUCUAAUCUCACAUGUGCAGUUGUUUCCCUCUUUGACUUUCUUGGGGGGUUUUAAUGCUUGGAACCACAAUACGGUUUUCCAUGGGAACAGAUCUAGGAUGAUGACACUGAUUGCAGUACAGCCCAUCUGGAUUUGCCUGUAGUUUGGGCCAAGUUUUUUGUGGAUUAUGCUGCAUCACUACUGAUGUGUCUAAGCGUGUCCCAAGUUCGACUUGGCAAGGAUGAGCUGAUUAGAAGGAAAACUGGAAUCGGGACCAUGCACACAGACCCCGUAUGGUGGAACACAGGGGGAGAUUUAUCAAAACAGGUGGAAAGGAAAACUGGCUUAGUUGCCCAUAGCAACCAAUCAGAUUCCACCUUUCAUUUGCCUGAGGAGCUCUGCAAAAUGAGAGGUGGAAUCUGAUUGGUUGCUAUGGCCAACUAAGGCCGUUUUCCUUUACACCUGCUUUGAUAAAUCCCCCCAUAGUGUCUGUGGGGCAGUAGCUGAUCUACAUUCCUCCAUACUCUCCAGGUCUUGCUGAUCACACAUUUGGGCCCAACUACACUACAGACUGCAUCAAAAUCCCAUUCACAACUAUGGUUGCUGCGGUAAAAAAUUUCCUUAGGACUUCACCCCAAGUUGUGUUUUAUCAUCCCCAGGGACGGCAAAAACCGCAAUGUGAGAAUCUUAAUUGUAGGUGUCUCCCCAGAAUCAAUAUGGGGCCGCUGUCAAAUAAGCCAUAAUCCACAGAGUAUGUAUCUAAUGAGGAAUCCAAAGAAAUCCAGAGACAAUCAUGGAGGUUCUCACUUCUUUGGGAGCCUCCACUGCCUGCACUUGUUCAGUAAUAUGUUAUAGGAGGUUCCUCGCGGUAAACAGUCUGGUUGUCUCUUUCGUUUACCGAUCUGCCUUACAAAAUGUCUAAUACAAUUGCUAAUAACUGGUCGCUAUGGGCAGCAGCGCUGGUUUAGCCGUCCUGAGCAUGCUGGAUGACUGGCGUCAGUACCGCACAUUGAGCCUCCACAUCGUGCUGUCCGUGAAGCCUUAAUGUGUUUACCUAAUGUGGGAGAUGUGCUUGCUCUGCCUGGACCGCGGCCAUAUUUGCACAUGAGGAAAUUCAGUUUUUCCUCAACAAUGUGAAUGUUUUUACCAUAGUGCCUUCCUGUCAUUGUACCAAAGAAUCUCAAAUCACAUUGUCUGCCGGCUGCGCAGGUCCUGAUGGAUUUUCCAUGAGCGUAAUAUGGCAUCAGACAAGUGGCUGUGGAAUGUGAGGAGCUCUGGGUGUAGUGUUUCAGGUCUGCAGGUGCCUGAUGAAAAGCCCAGUCUUAGUUAGGCCUCCUACACACGACCGUAUGGCUUUGGCCUCAUGAACACGGCCGAUGUUUUGGUCUGCAUCCGAGCUGCAGUAUUUGCGGCUCGGAUGCAGACCCAUUCACUUCAAUGGGGCUGCAAAAGAUGCGGA